UGGGGGGGGGGUGCAUCUGAGUUAGCGCUGCGCGGCUGAAACCCGGCGAGCGAGCGAGCACGUUGUCAAAGUGCUUCUCUUUCACUCAUCUAAAAGAAUACUUUUUGUACAAAAGCAACUAAAGCCUGAGACAAUCGACCUCUGCGAGUACCGAAGAAGAAGAAAUGGUGAUGGAGAAGCCAAGUGCCCAGCUGGUCGGGCGAGAGUUUGUCCGACAGUACUACACACUCCUCAACCAGGCGCCCGACUACCUGCACAGGUUCUAUGGCAAGAACUCGUCGUACGUCCACGGCGGGCUGGACACGAGUGGAAAGCCUCUGGAGGCCGUCUACGGGCAGUCGGACAUCCACAAGCGCGUGAUGGCGCUGAGCUUCCGCGACUGCCACACCAAGAUCCGUCACGUGGACGCGCACGCCACCCUGAACGAGGGCGUCGUGGUCCAGGUCAUGGGGGAGCUCUCCAACAACAUGCAGCCCAUGAGGAAGUUCAUGCAGACCUUCGUGCUCGCUCCGGAGGGUACGGUGGCCAACAAGUUUUACGUGCACAACGAUGUCUUUCGCUACCAGGAUGAAGUCUUUGCGGAUUCGGACUCGGAACCACCUGAAGAGUCCGAGGACGAGGUGGAGGAGCUCGAGGAGCGCGUUCCCUCUCCGGACGCCCUGGCCGAAGAGUCCGUCCCUGCUUUCUACCAACCUGCGUCCAUUACGGAAGCAUUACACCCCGCCGAUGAGGAGGAAGCGGCGGCAGCGGCGAGCCCAGAGCCGGAACCCCAAGCGGAGAAGGAAGCCGAGGUCGUUGACACGGCGGAGCUGAAGGACGUCGCGGGCGCCACCCCCGAGACGCAAAGUGAAGCGCGUGCGCAAUCGGGCAGCGAGCAGGCAGACAAGAACGCCGAUGCCACGGCGGAACCCGCCGAAACGGCGCCCGCCGCGCCGGAGGAAAACCGGCCCUUCUCGUGGGCGUCGGUGACCAGUAAGAACCUGCCGCCCAGCGGGGCCGUCCCCGUGUCGGGCAUCCCGCCACACGUCGUCAAAGCCGCCCCCGCCGCCCCGGUGCGCGUUGACGUCAAGUCAGAGACUCAAUCAGCGUCACAGAGACCUCCACAGCGGGACCCCCGACCGCGAGAGCAACGACCGGGUGCCCCUCCCCCCGCGCACAGAGGACCACGCCCGAGUAUGCCCCAAACUGGAAGUGAUGUUGUCAACAGCAGACUGCACUGUGCCAACUUUUUUUUUUUUUUUUUGCUUUCAGUUCGUGAGGGCGAGCAAGGUGAAGUGGAAGUCCGACGGAUGGUGCGUUACCCCGACGCCCAUCAGCUGUUUGUGGGGAACGUACCGCACGCCGUAGACAAGAGCGAACUCAAGGAGUUCUUUGAGCAGUACGGGACGGUUCUGGAAUUGCGGAUCAACAGUGGUGGCAAACUUCCCAACUUCGGCUUUGUGGUGUUUGACGACUCGGAUCCGGUCCAGAAGAUCCUGGGCAGUCGGCCCAUCAAGCUUCGCGGCGAAGUGCGUCUCAACGUGGAGGAGAAGAAGACGCGUUCGGCCCGGGAAGGCGAGCGGCGGGACGUGCGGCCUCGGGGGCCGGGAGGACUCGGAGGUCCUCGUGAGCGCAUUGGUGGUGGCCCUCCCAGGGGCCCGCCCGGCGUGGCCCGCGGGGGAGCCGCCCAGAAGCCCAGCUUCGGUUCCGGCCGCGGCGCGCCCCCCAGUGAGGGGCGCUACUCAGCGCAGCGCCCAUGAGGCGGGAGGCUGCGACGUCUUGACGAUUGGACUUGACCAAAUUGACAGUGAAGCGUCCUUCAUGUCUUUGGAUUUCAGUUUAGUUUGCAGAUUUUGGUCGCGUCACUGUCCCGCCCUCCCGGAUGUGUCCUGUCUUGUGUGUGUGUGUGUGUAUUUUUUAUUUUUUUUUCCCCCACCUCUGCCCCUUUUCCCCUCCAAAGCGGACUGGAAGUGGGAAGUGGACUUGAAUCUCCCGCCUGUUCUGUUCCUUAAAGGAACGCUCUUUUUAGCGAGCUUGGCGCAUCCAGCUAAGCCCGCCCUCCACGCAACUAAAUUAAAGUCGGUUUCUCUUUUAAAAACCUG
Hippocampus comes (tiger tail seahorse) is the source of this 2081-nucleotide messenger RNA. It is a transcript of the gene g3bp1, whose product is annotated as GTPase activating protein (SH3 domain) binding protein 1. NCBI's taxonomy places the organism in Eukaryota, Metazoa, Chordata, Actinopteri, Syngnathiformes, Syngnathidae. The coding region runs from base 165 to 1739 and encodes 524 amino acids. The transcript is spliced from 11 exons. Gene Ontology annotation, molecular function: mRNA binding. The record is from RefSeq and is a predicted model, not a curated record. Gene Ontology annotation, cellular component: ribonucleoprotein complex; cytosol.